Sinocyclocheilus grahami is the source of this 1376-nucleotide messenger RNA. RefSeq names its product methyltransferase-like protein 2-A. The record is from RefSeq and is a predicted model, not a curated record. The transcript has 8 exons. Lineage: Eukaryota; Metazoa; Chordata; Actinopteri; Cypriniformes; Cyprinidae. Gene Ontology annotation, molecular function: tRNA (cytidine-N3)-methyltransferase activity. Bases 34 to 891 code for a protein of 285 amino acids.
UGGAAAAACACUCUCACACUGUCUGUGCAAAUUAUGUCAGAAUGGUCGAUAGGUGGCGAUGUUUCUUUGGGCGAGCUGCUGAACUGGGCGGAGACACUGACGCUGAACGAUCAUGUGCGUCCGGUUCGCAUGAGCAUGGCGGCUCCUGCUGUUGCUGUUGGUUCUACCUCCGCAGAAAACAUGUCAGAAACUGCGAAUGGACCCACGGAGAAUUCCGCUGAGGCCCAGAAACGACCGCAGUUCGGCACUCGCUUCCUCACAGACCCGCGACAGGUGUUUCAGCACAACGCGUGGGAUAAUGUGGAGUGGUCAGCUGAACAGGAGCAGGCCGCCCAGAAAAAGGUGCAGGAAAACAGUCAACCUCUCCCAGCAGAAAAACAAGAGGGGUUUGACAGCAGGGCCAAUGAGUACUGGAAUGAUUUCUACACCAUUCACGAGAACCGCUUCUUCAAGGAUCGCCACUGGCAAUUUACAGAGUUUCCUGAGCUGGCCCCUCAACAAAAGCCUCCACAAGACGCUGAGGCGAAUCUGUUAAAUGUUGAAGAUGUUCCCUCGACUCACAAUGACACCGAAUUUCCUGGAGCCUCUGCAUCCUAUCGCAUCCUGGAGGUGGGCUGUGGAGUAGGCAAUACAGUCUUUCCCAUCUUAAAAACCAACAAUGAUCCAAGACUCUUUGUUUACUGUUGUGAUUUCUCCAGCACGGCUGUUGACCUUGUCAAAUCAAAUCCUGAAUAUGACCCGUCGUGUUGUCAUGCGUUUGUCCAUGAUAUGAGUGAUGCGUCUGCAGAGUAUCCAAUACCAGACCACAGUCUGGAUGUCAUUGUCCUCAUAUUCAUGCUGUCUGCCCUGCAUCCUCAGAAGGAGGUGCUUGUCGGAAAAUUUCUACGUUAGAGGGGAUGGAACACGUGUCUACUUUUUCACACAAGAUGAGCUGCAUGAUCUGUUCUCCAGUGCCGACCUGGAGAAGGUGCAGAACUUAGUGGACCGACGCUUACAGGUGAACAGAGGAAAACAGUUGACAAUGUACAGAGUCUGGGUACAGUGCAAGUAUCGCAAGGUCCUGGUGCCCCCUUAGAAUCAAGACCGCUUAUUUGGAGAGAUCGAGAACAUCUGGGCUGAACCAUGAGAAUAUUGUGAUAUGGUUGUUUUAAAGAUGAUGGACAGGUUGCAACAACAGGGGGGAUUGCGGUGCUGACAUGUGAUUGAACGCGCUGACUGGUAUGAGACUCAAUCUUAUGCAGCCUACUUGGGAAUGUUGAUGGAGGACAUGAUGAGUUCCCAUGAUGCACCUGAGGACUUUAAACUUUGUCUAUCACAUGUUUUUAAGGACAUUUUUUAAUCUUAUGAAUAAAAACUACAUGAUGUAUUAAAUCAAA